CUUGCUCUUUCUCUCCCUUCUAUCUUCUCUUCUCUUUUCUUUUCCCCAUUCCUUCUCCUUUAUUCGAAAAUCGAAGGUAGAUCAGCAUUACUUUGCCAGCUUACAAGUUCACCUUGAAGACAAUUUUAAUUUCAAGAUAAAAUGGAAAAGAAAAAUCAAAGAGUUUAUAAAAGAAGGCCUAGAAAAAAGGCUAGGCCAACGGAAGAGGAGUCUGCUCCUGCUAGAGAAGCAGAUAGGUUUCCACAAGCUCAGGUAACAGAAGAAAUGACCUCAUCAGCUCGUGGUUCAGUUAGAAAAGAAGAAAAUGCAGAAGAUGAGGAAUCAAUAGAUCAGGAAGAAGAAAAUGAAAGUGGAAAAGAAAGUGCAGAAGAUGAGGAAUCAACGCAUAAGGAAGAAGAAAAUGAAAGUGGAGAAGAAAAGGCAGAAGAUGAGAAAUCAACGCAUAAACAAGAAGAAAAUGAAAGUGGAGAAGAAAAUGCAGAAGAUGAGAAAUCAACGGAUCAACAAGAAGAAAAUGAAAGUGGAGAAGAAACAAAUAAUGAUGUACUUUUCGAACAAAGAAAAAAGUAUAACAUGAUGAGAAUGCUGCCCCUUCAAGAUCAAAUUUUGCUGAUGAUUCUGAUAUUGAGGUUCCCGAAUGCAUCAAGUCCAUUGAUCUUACAAAAUAUCGCUUCAAGACACAUUAUUCCGUGCACGGUGAUUUUCCGGGAAAGAUUUUUGUAAAGUCACCUCUAGGAGGAAAAGCAUUUGUUGAAUUCAGAGGAGUUCUGGUAGAACAGGGUAUUUUAGAUAGGUUAAAAAAAAGUGUUUUGGGCAUUUUCUUGAUAUUCCAAUGUAGCGAGUGAAUUUUGGGUCGCUGAUAGUUCAUGGUCUUCUACUCCGACAUAUCCUUUGUGAGAAAAAGAUGGAACUGUGGUUUGAAUAUGAAAAUAUGCCUGUUUGUUUUAUAUUGAGGGAAUUUGCCUUGAUGACGGGACUACAG
Lycium ferocissimum is the source of this 982-nucleotide messenger RNA. RefSeq lists its product as uncharacterized. The transcript has 3 exons. The record is from RefSeq and is a predicted model, not a curated record. The coding region runs from base 142 to 723 and encodes 193 amino acids. NCBI's taxonomy places the organism in Eukaryota, Viridiplantae, Streptophyta, Magnoliopsida, Solanales, Solanaceae.